Messenger RNA from Rana temporaria (common frog), 2397 nucleotides. It is a transcript of the gene CRY1, whose product is annotated as cryptochrome circadian regulator 1. Gene Ontology annotation, biological process: entrainment of circadian clock by photoperiod; negative regulation of DNA-templated transcription; circadian regulation of gene expression. Gene Ontology annotation, molecular function: DNA binding; FAD binding. Gene Ontology annotation, cellular component: nucleus; cytoplasm. The record is from RefSeq and is a predicted model, not a curated record. Lineage: Eukaryota; Metazoa; Chordata; Amphibia; Anura; Ranidae.
GGCUGCAGUCCCACGUGUUGCCCGCGCAGCCAAUCGUGGGAUGAGGGUGGGGCUUAGGUGACGUGUGGCACAGUGUGCUGGCGCAAGAGGUGCGCACUUGGCUGAGGAAGCUGGAGAAGGUGUUGGAGAGCUCAGUGGUGGACCCUCUCAGCCCUGGAGCUUCUCUCUCUCUCUCUCUGUGAACAUCAUGCUAGGGAGAGCACAGCUUUUCUCAAUACACCGCAUUGAGCCUCCAUCCUGCCCCUCUCCACAGGACUGCAGAGGAUAAAGCCCCAUCACCAGAUACUGCUGUAAUCCCCCCAAGUUCAUCAGGCUGUACACUAUGAGCUUGUUCUGGACUUGACUUCAUCAUCUGAUAUUUCAAGGGGUCCUUUUAUUCUGGUGCACCCUCCCCUUAGUACCAUUGCUUAGGACAACAUUUAACCCCCCCAAAAAAGAAAAGAAAAACAGAAAAUGGGGGUGAAUGCUGUCCACUGGUUCAGGAAGGGUCUGCGACUCCAUGACAAUCCAGCCUUGAGGGAGUGUAUCCAAGGAUCCGACACCGUCAGAUGUGUCUAUAUUUUGGAUCCCUGGUUUGCUGGAUCGUCCAAUGUGGGGAUCAACAGGUGGAGAUUCCUUUUGCAGGUGUCUAGAAGACCUGGAUGCUAAUCUGCGUAAAUUAAACUCCCGAUUGUUUGUGAUCCGCGGACAACCUGCUGAUGUCUUUCCUCGGCUCUUCAAAGAAUGGAAGAUCAGCAAGCUGUCUAUUGAGUAUGACUCUGAACCAUUUGGAAAAGAGCGAGAUGCUGCAAUCAAGAAGUUGGCAAGUGAAGCUGGCGUGGAGGUCAUCGUACGAAUUUCACACACUCUCUAUGAUUUGGAUAAGAUUAUUGAGUUGAAUGGUGGGCAACCACCUUUGACUUACAAGAGGUUCCAAACACUUAUUAGCAAAAUGGAGCCACUGGAGAUGCCCACAGAGACCAUUACAACCGAAGUAAUGGAUAAGUGCACCACACCAGUGUCCGAUGAUCAUGACGAGAAAUACGGCGUCCCCUCUCUGGAAGAAUUAGGGUUUGAUGUAGAAGGAUUGCCGUCCGCCGUGUGGCCCGGAGGAGAGACUGAAGCACUGACACGGUUAGAAAGGCACCUGGAGAGAAAGGCUUGGGUGGCAAAUUUUGAAAGGCCUCGCAUGAAUGCCAACUCCCUUCUUGCAAGCACUACAGGACUUAGCCCUUAUCUGCUUGGAUGCCUCUCUUGUCGUCUUGUUUACUUCAAAUUGACAGAUCUUUACAAAAAGGUGAAGAAAAAUAGCUCGCCUCCUCUUUCUCUCUAUGGGCAGCUUCUGUGGCGUGAGUUCUUUUACACUGCAGCCACAAACAACCCACGCUUUGAUAAGAUGGAAGGAAACCCCAUUUGCGUCCAGAUUCCAUGGGAUCGGAACCCUGAGGCCCUGGCCAAGUGGGCUGAAGGCAGGACAGGUUUUCCAUGGAUUGAUGCCAUUAUGACUCAGCUCCGGCAAGAAGGCUGGAUUCAUCACCUGGCAAGACAUGCUGUGGCUUGCUUCCUUACCAGAGGUGACCUGUGGAUAAGCUGGGAAGAAGGAAUGAAGGUAUUUGAGGAACUUUUACUGGAUGCUGAUUGGAGUGUCAAUGCUGGAAGCUGGAUGUGGUUGUCCUGCAGCUCAUUCUUCCAGCAGUUUUUCCACUGUUACUGUCCAGUUGGAUUUGGAAGAAGAACUGACCCUAAUGGGGAUUACAUCCGUCGUUACUUGCCGAUUCUGAAAGGAUUCCCUCCAAAGUAUAUCUACGACCCCUGGAAUGCUCCUGAGGCAGUGCAAAAAGCCGCAAAAUGUAUAAUUGGGGUAAAUUAUCCUAAACCAAUGGUAAACCAUGCCGAGGCCAGUCGGCUGAAUAUUGAACGAAUGAAACAGAUCUACCAGCAGCUCUCCAGAUACAGAGGACUUGGACUUCUUGCAUCUGUGCCUUCAAAUCCAAAUGGAAAUGGGAAUGGUGGACUUAUAAGUUACUCUCCAGGAGACAGUAUGCCAGGAUGCAGCAACAACGGAGGGUCUCAGAUGGGAGCCGGUGACUCCAACAGCAACGCCAAUAACCCCAAUAACAGCCAGGGAGAGCCUCUUACUGGAAUAGGGGGGAUUCAAGGUUAUUGGCAGGGGAGCAGUAUCCUGCAUUACAGCCAUGGAGACAGCCAGCAGUCUUACUUAAUACAAGGGAGGAAUGCUAUGAACUCUGUGGUGUCUUCUUGCAAACGUCCCAGCCCUGAAGAGGAGACUCAAAGUAUUGGACCAAAGGUGCAGAGACAAAGCAGCCAUUAACCUAAUUAUGGAGUUCACCAAGAAAACCUGCAUAUGAUGUUUUUUUCAGUAUUGGACUUUACUGUGUAAAUACCAAAAAAAAAAAA